Messenger RNA from Taeniopygia guttata (zebra finch), 3678 nucleotides. It is a transcript of the gene SLC6A15, whose product is annotated as solute carrier family 6 member 15. Gene Ontology annotation, molecular function: proline:sodium symporter activity. Gene Ontology annotation, biological process: sodium ion transmembrane transport; L-leucine transport. NCBI's taxonomy places the organism in Eukaryota, Metazoa, Chordata, Aves, Passeriformes, Estrildidae. Gene Ontology annotation, cellular component: plasma membrane. The record is from RefSeq and is a predicted model, not a curated record.
ACGGCGCGGCACGGCGCUGAGCUGAGCGUGGUGCGCGGGGCGGCCCGCGCUUUCCCAGCCCUGCCAUGCGGCCGGGGCCGCGGGGGCAGCGUGGCCGCCUUGCGCGCGUCGCCGGGCGGGAAGGGGCAGGAUGAGUGUGGGGUUCCAUUCCGCCCGACGGCCGCCUUCCUGUGGGUCGGGGGUCUCCCUAGCCCAAGCGGGACUUUGGCCGUGGUGCCAGCCUCUCGCUGGCGCGGAGAGAGCCGGCCCCUCGGGAAACAAUAGCGAGCGCCGAUUAGAAGCCGCCCAUGUGUUUUAACUCGGCGAUACUUUCAGUAGAACAAGCAUUCAGAAAUAGAAGUCCUUACUCUUGAUUCCCUGGUAUCAAGGACCCAUCAGGCACCAUCUUCAUUCGUUUUAUCCAGUAUUUUUUCCCAAGCAGAAGGAGAGUCUACUUCAGUGUCCAUCUGUUUCAGCUGAACUUCUUGCUGUUUGUUUCAAAUUACAAAUGCCUAAGAACAGCAAGGUCGUGAAAAGAGAGCUAGAUGAUGAGGUCAUUGAGUCAGUUAAGGACCUGCUCUCUAAUGAGGACUCUUCAGAUGAUGCCUUCAAGAAAAGUGAACUUAUGGUCGAUGAUCCAGAAGAAAAAGAUGUAGAUGUUGAAGAAGGCUCAGAUGCAGAAGAUGAAAGACCUGCUUGGAACAGCAAACUCCAAUAUAUUCUGGCACAAGUUGGAUUUUCUGUGGGACUGGGGAAUGUGUGGCGAUUCCCCUAUCUGUGUCAGAAGAAUGGUGGAGGUGCCUAUCUUGUGCCAUACUUAAUCUUGCUACUGAUAAUAGGGAUUCCACUCUUUUUUUUGGAGCUUGCUGUCGGGCAGAGGAUCCGUCGGGGGAGUAUUGGUGUGUGGAAUUAUAUCAGCCCCAAACUUGGAGGAAUUGGAUUUGCAAGUUGCAUAGUAUGCUUCUUUGUGGCACUGUACUACAAUGUCAUUAUUGGAUGGAGCCUGUUUUACUUUUCCCAGUCUUUUCAGCAUCCAUUACCAUGGGACCAAUGUCCUUUAGUUAAAAAUACAUCUCAUACAUUUGUGGAGCCAGAGUGUGAAAAAAGUUCUGCAACAACUUAUUACUGGUACAGAGAAGCACUGAAUAUUUCCAGCUCUCUGUCAGAGAGUGGGGGUUUAAAUUGGAAGAUGACUGUCUGCUUGCUGGCUGCCUGGGUCAUGGUAUGCUUAGCCAUGAUCAAAGGCAUUCAAUCUUCAGGAAAAAUCAUGUAUUUUAGUUCCCUUUUUCCGUAUGUGGUACUUUUAUGUUUUCUGAUCAGAGGACUGCUCCUUAAUGGGUCAGUGGAUGGAAUUCGUCACAUGUUCACCCCUAAGCUUGAAAUAAUGCUGGAUCCCAAGGUCUGGAGAGAAGCUGCUACUCAGGUGUUCUUUGCCUUAGGGCUUGGAUUUGGUGGAGUCAUUGCCUUUUCAAGCUACAACAAGAGAGACAACAACUGCCAUUUUGAUGCUGUACUGGUGUCCUUCAUCAAUUUUUUCACUUCUGUGCUGGCAACUUUGGUGGUGUUUGCAGUUCUGGGAUUCAAAGCAAAUAUCAUAAAUGAAAAAUGUGUUACCCAAAAUUCAGAGAAGAUUUUAAAACUUUUGAAAAUGGGCAAUCUCAGCCAAGAUAUGAUCCCACAUCAUAUCAAUUUCUCAAGCAUUACAGCAGAAGAUUACAAUUUAGUUUAUGACAUUAUACAGAAAGUCAAAGAAAACCAGUUUGAUUCUCUUGGUCUGAAGUCUUGUAAAAUUGAAGAUGAACUUGACAAGGCAGUUCAAGGAACUGGUUUAGCUUUUAUUGCAUUUACAGAAGCAAUGACCCACUUCCCUGCUUCUCCCUUCUGGUCAGUCAUGUUCUUUCUCAUGUUAGUAAAUUUGGGACUUGGAAGUAUGUUUGGAACCAUUGAAGGCAUUAUCACGCCCAUUGUUGAUACCUUCAAGGUCAGGAAAGAAAUUCUUACUGUCAUCUGCUGCUUGGUAGCAUUUUUUAUUGGCCUGAUCUUUGUGCAGCGCUCUGGAAAUUAUUUUGUGACGAUGUUUGAUGACUACUCAGCUACUCUGCCCCUGCUUAUUGUGGUCAUUUUGGAGAAUAUUGCAGUCAUUCGGAUUUAUGGAAUAGAAAAGUUUAUGGAGGACCUGAAGGAUAUGCUGGGGUUUUCUCCAAGCCAGUAUUAUUACUACAUGUGGAAGUAUGUUUCACCAUUUGUAUUAUUAUGUUUGCUGGUAGCUAGCAUUGUCCAAAUGGGAUUGAGUCCUCCUGGUUACAAUGCUUGGAUUGAAGAUAUGGCUAUGGAAGAAUUCCACAGCUAUCCAACAUGGGGAAUGAUUGUCUGUAUAUCUUUGAUGGUGUUGGCCAUACUGCCAGUCCCAAUAGUCUUCAUAGUACGCCGCUGCAACCUUAUUGAUGACAGUUCUGGUAGUUUGGCAUCUGUAUCCUACAAAAGAGGUCGAAUAAUAAAGGAACCUGUUAAUCUGGAGGGAGAUAAUACAAGUCUGAUUAAUGGGAAGAGUCCAAGUGAAGUGCCAUCUCCAAAUUUCGGCAAAAACAUAUAUCGAAAACAGACUGGAUCGCCGACUCUGGACACGGCUCCCAAUGGACGUUAUGGUAUUGGCUACCUGAUGGCAGAUAUGCCUGACAUGCCAGAGUCUGAUUUGUAACCACAGAAAAAAAAGUGCUGUUUGUUUCUUCUCCCACUGAUCACGGCCCUGCUGUGAGAAGUGGUCAGUGUCACUUACUAGGGUGCAAUCUCAGGUGCUCCAUAGUGACAGUCUUUAAAAAAUGUCAUGACUGUAUGUACUGAUUGAGAAAAUUCACGAUGGAUUAAUUCUCUUGAGUUUUUAUUUGCACUGAAGGAAACAUUCAAAUGCAAUGGCAGCCUACAUAUGCCAGCAUGGCCAAGAAUUUGAUUUUUUAAUUAACUUCUAAAUUUAAAACUUUGUAUUUCUAAAGCCCAGGUCUCACUCAAAUGAUAGAAUAUUUCUGAGGUAAUAUCAUUGAAAAUCAGUUUUUUUCUGCUGAAUUUCGGGUUGACUCCCAAGUAUUAAUGGUGAGCUCUAUAGUAGUUCACCAAACCUGUGUUUGUGUAAACACCUGUAUAUACCUUAUGUAGAUAUGCUGUACUUAUUUUAUUAGCACUGAUAAUUACUUAGGCUAUUAGCUGAGUAAAAAACAAACCUGCAAACUAUUUUCUUAUGUAAUAGCUGUAUAGAGCAAUAGUAUUAGAAAAUCAAGGAGUAGACUUAUAGGAAGGCGAUCAAAGAUUCCCUGUUCACUGGGGACUGCGUAAACUGUGGCUGUAUAUUUUGUGUAAAAUAUUUGCUUUUUCAGUGUGAAAACAAUGUUAGAGUGAGUCACUCCAAGAAUCUUAAGGAUUGUGCAGAUUCUGCAUUUUUUUCUAUGCUGUGUGCCUAAAAAAGACCUUGAUAUUUAUUGUGGUUACAAGAUUACAUAUAUAUUAUAUUUAUAUAAUAUACUUGUAUUGUAAAUAUGUAUAUUAUUCUGUAUGUAAUCAUUUCAAAAGUUUUAGCAAGAUGGCUUUUUUAAUUAGUCUCCUUCAGUUUUGCUUCUGUUUUGUGCAGAUAAUUUUUUUUCAGUCAGUAAUUGUUAAGAACUGUAUGGCAUUACAUUUUAACCUACAAAUAAAGAGAUUGAUAAGGUA